CUCUCUCUCUCUUGUUGUCCAGUCUUGCCUCCAGUGGCGAAUAACGGAACCCGUCAGAGUUUGAAUAGCUUGAUAGUUUAAAGUUUGAACUUUUUUAUAACCUUGCUUGAUAAAGACUUAGUCUAUUAAUAACUCUGUCCGUAUCCGCUUGUAAGUCUCGCGCGCUGUGUCUUUAAGAGGGUUUACCCACCGACCUCCUGUUGAUCCGACAGACAGUGUAUUUCCCCAUACAUUACCGCUCCUCAGCACCUCCUCCCGCCUCUCUCUCUGCGCUUUACUUCAUUCAUAACCACUUAUUUAUUAAUAUAUUUAUUCACUUUGGAGACUUGAAGAAGCUCAAAACAUGGCAGAGGUCGGGAAAGGAGUCAACGCCGGGAAACUGGCCAGUAAUGUACAGAAGAGGUUAACCCGAGCGCAAGAGAAGGUGAUGCAGAAACUGGGAAAGGCAGAUGAAACCAAAGACACAGCCUUUGAGGAGCAAGUAGCCAACUUUAACAAGCAGAUGAACGAGGGCACCAAACUGCAGAAAGACUUGAAAGCAUAUUUGCUGGCAGUCAAAACAAUGCACGAGUGUUCCAAGCGUCUGCACGACUGUCUGGCUGAAAUGUACGACCCAGAGUGGUUUGGCAAAGAGGAGGUGGACUCCUUCGCAGAGGACACUGACCUCCUGUGGCAAGAUUUCCAUGAGAAGCUUUUGGACAAUGCUGUAAUUUCCAUGGACACAUACUUGGCUCAGUUUCCAGAUAUAAAGGCUCGCAUUGCAAAGCGUGAAAGGAAGCUGGUGGACUUUGACAGUGCCAGACAUCAUUUUGCCUCUGUACAGAAAGGCAAGAAAAAGGACGAGGCCAAAAUUGCCAAGGCUGAGGAAGACUUGGGCAGAGCUCAGAAAGUGUUUGAGGAGAUCAAUUACGAUCUCCAGGAGGAACUUCCCACCCUGUGGAACAGUCGUGUUGGCCUCUAUGUUAACACAUUCCGGAGUGUGUCUGGCCUGGAGGAAACAUUUCACAGGGACAUGGGCAAACUGAACCAGAAUCUGAGUGAUAUUAUGACCAAACUGGAGGAGCAGCGUGUCGCCAAAAAAGGUGUCACGACAGCAAGCACUGGGAAGAGUGACGAAGCAGCCAACCACAAUCAGGAGACGUCAGAUGCCCCGAAAUCUCCAUCAAAGCCCAGAGAAGUACCGCCGGUCUCUAGACCCCCCAGACCGGCUUCAUCUCAGGAGGUGAAACCGGACAACAUCAUUAACCUGUUUGAGGAUGCAGAAGUGUCUGACAGUAACACUGCAACAACACAACCUGAGCAGGGGGCUUCGUGGAAUUCAUGGGAGCCCGCUAAGAGCCCCGCUGUCAGUCCCUCUCAGCAGUGGGAUUCAGAUUACGAAGCCGAUGCGCAACCUUACGGUCAGCCGUAUGCUGCUCCUGAAUGGGAUGAUGAUGUAACUCCUGCCGUCCAGUCGUAUGAACCUCCUAGCUGGGACGAACAAGACGGUGCGCCUGCCCAGUCAGGCUGGGAUGGUCAAACCACUGCGCCUGCACAGCCAGACUGGGAGGAUGAGCACUGGGAUGAGGAAGGGUCCCAGGUAGGGCAAGAGCAGGACACAGAGACUAACUGGGCCAAUGAUGCUGCUCAGGAUUGGGAGGUGGAGUCAGGGCCGCCUCAGUGGGAGGAGCUUCAGAGUAAUGAAGCCCCAACGGUGACAAAUGGCUCCUCAGAUGCAGAGCUUCCUCCAUCUGUUCUCUUUAAGGUGAAAGUAAUGCACGACUACAGUGCAACAGACAGUGACGAACUUGACCUGAAGGCUGGUGACAUUGUGCUUGUGCUUCCCUUUGCCAACCCAGAUGAAGCGGAUGAUGGCUGGUUAAUGGGUGUAAAAGAGUCCCACUGGCUUCAGAAUAAAAACCUCCAAGCUAAAGGAGUCUUCCCUGAAAACUUCACCCAGAAACUGUGAGCGGAACCGACUUCUCACAUCCACCUGUUCUCAUCCUCCGUUUUCUCACUUCUACUCUACUGUGAUAACGUUUUUUAUAAAACAUCUUGAAAAAUAAUGGCUUCACAAGCAAAAAAAAAAAGUUUCUUCAGCAUACUGUCAUCGCUUUUGUAGAACUGGAGUCAGAUUAAGGCCGUCAGAUGCGUGUAAAGUGAUAGAUCCCAGGUUGGAAUGAACGCUGGGGGCCGAUUUGAGUUGUGUUUGUUAUUGAGCCAUUUUGGAAAGUCGCACGAUUCAGCUUAAAGUCAACAUGAAAUUUUUCACAGAUUAUGACGACACAAGGGUCCGAAUUUAACACAGACUUAGAGCAGAAGUGCCACACAAAUUCAAAAUUGUUGAAGGUUGAAUAAGCUGCACAAAUAAACUAAAUGUAAAAGCGUUAAAUAAAUAGUUUGGUGCGUUAAGCUCUGUGCACAUUGCAUCAUUUGUUUCUUGCAGUGUUGAGCAUUGCAACCAAUCACACAUUUCUUUUGAUGCUAUAAAUUAGAUUAUUCACCAGUGAGUCAAAGUGAAAAAAGUAACCGUCACAAAUUCUCUCAUUUCACAUUGUAGACAUUAUUAUAAUAGGUUAUAACUAGGCCCACACUGAAUCUGCGCUCAGAAUUUCACAGAUUUACGCAGAUUCUGUUUAUUUACUAGUGUAAAUGUGUGUAAAUUUAUAUUUAUUCAGUUUUUAAAUUAAUUUCAAUAAUAUUAUUGACGAACAUGAAAAUAUUCAUAUGAUUUAUUUACAAUACAGUGAGUGAAGUAUUAUGUUCUGUCUUUUAGUAGAUAUAUUAUAUAAGAGACUUGCUUUAUUUACCAAAUAAAGUGGAUCUAAUUGGAUUUGCAUUGUAAACGUUAAAGUUAAAAAGUUCUUAUUUUUCAUUUCAUGUAUUAAGGUUUUAGUUAUGAUACUCCCAAAAUCAUUCUGGAUAAAUCCAGAUUCCGUCUGGCCCUAGUUAUAACUUGCACUCAACUGACGUUGUGGAUCGACAUGCUCAUCUGUAUAGCAGAUAUAGAGUGCCAUUUCGCUAAACAUAAAAAAGUAUCGAUAUUACAAUUGCAAAGGAAUCCUCUAUGUAAAACAACUGCCAGAGUAAUUGGUGGUUCAUUCUGCUGUGGCAGGAAAUUAAGAUUGUGAGUACAUUUUAAGAGCAGUAAUCAAAAAAAUCUAUAAUUUUUACAUAUAUUUGUGUAUUGUGCUUGUCAUGUAAAUGCAUGUAUUCCCCCUGUGAAUUGUGAAUGAUUUUGGUACUCUGAAUGAUUAAAAUAAUUGUAUGCGGUUAAGUAUUUAACAUAAAAGGCAACACAGAUACAGUUAACAAGAUGAUUAUUGAAAAGAAAUGGCAUUAUGAAGGUAGAAAUGGUAGAAAAUCAAUUCUGCGGGCAAAUAAUUUUGCUGGAUGAUACACUAUCACAGAAAUUAUCAUUGUAAAUCUAGCAAAGUCUAAACAUUAUAUCUGUGCUUUGUUAACUUGCCAGUAACAUACAGAAAAAAAGGUUUUAACUGCUUUUGAACUUCUAUUGUUUUAGCUAUUGCAGCAAAUAUUGUCCUUGUUCAGUUUCCGUUUCACUACUAUAGUUUACCCAACUGGAACAACUUAAAAAAAGGGCAAUUUAGACAAUUCUUCAGUGCUUGUUUAGCAUAUUGUAAAAUCAUAAGGGUUAAAUACUAAAGAUAGCAUCUCAAUCAAUGUCAACUAAAGGUGUAUUGUUUACAACAUGAGCAGACUUUGGAUAUUUUAUCAACAAUCUCAAAUUCCCAAAUCAAUUAGUUUCAAAUCUAUAAUCAACACAUGCUGCACAUUAUAUUCUAUUUUCUUCAAAUAAAUGUCAGAUUUCAGGAGUAAAUUGGAAAACACAAACUCGAUUUCAUGUUGACUUUAAAAUCAGUGCUAAUUUUGUCUGGGAUGAUUUCAUUACGUCUUGAGUCUGGUGAGCAUGAGUCCCCUUAAUAUCUUAGUUCUACAAUAUUAUAAAAUUGAAUGAUACUUUUAGAAAACAACAAUGCUCUAAAAUGAACACUACCCAUAUAAAAACAUACAAUACAAUCAAAAACAUCCACAUUGAACCAUGCUUUCAAACGUUAGUAUUUUCAGGCUCCCAAAACAGUUUUAUUGACCUAAAUGCAUUCAAAUGUUUUCGAUUUGUAGUUGAAAAUUGUGUUGUUUAAACGCCUUCAGAGGGUUUCUAGCAUGCGAGGGGCUAAUCACAAAUUUAUGUUUUUUUUCUGUCAUUGAGAGGUAUUUGCCACCAAAUGUUAAGACAAUUAUGUUUAUGGGACAAACCACUGUGGUUGUACUGUAUGAACAACUGUUAUCUUGAAACACAUUUUUUUUGUGAUGCAUUUUAGAACCGAAGAGGUUUAAAUAUUUAUCACGGUUGCUUGAAUGUUUAUAGAUCUUUUAGACGGGUGAACGAAGCUUUAUUCUUUAAAGAACUGGAGAUCAACGUACUAACAUUGAAGUAGAAAAUCAGGUCAAACAUAGAUUUGUAGUCUGCGAUGCACUGAUCCUUUGAUUAGAGUUGCGUCAAUAGAAAUAUCUGCGCAAAUAUCUAUUUUGUAAUAAAAUUCAGUUUUAUAAAAUGUUGAUUUCUUCUGGUGGAAAAAUGAAAUCGAAUUGUUUAGAAGUAACCAGCCUGAUUUCAUGAGGAAACGUAACAAUUUUACGUUAAGUUAGUUUACGAAUUCAGUCGUAUGAAGCUGCAAUUUUUAAAAAGAGGCACCAAACCCCGCCCCUAAACCCAACCGUCAUUGGUGAUGAGCAAAUCAUACUACAUUGUACGAAUGAGAUCGUACAAAUGCAUACGAAUUCACCACUAAAUCAAAUAGUUACAAAUUGCCAUGAGAUAGCGUUAAAAUGACAAUAGCUAUGUUUUCAUCCACUUAUUUUUCUGCGCAUUUUGGACAGAAACACCAAGAUGUGCAUAAAUUUUUAAAAAUCCGCAUAAAAAAACAUAUGCGCAACUCUUUAUUUCCUAAGAAAAAUAACGAAAAGACGUUCGUUGUGUGUCUGCAUUGUCUUCUGAGGCGCAAGUCAUUUAUUAAACAAAGAAAAGAUUCACACAGCUUCUCCUAUUGCAGCAAAUUACGUUUUUACAUUUGAUAUUUGGCGCCAGUUAAUCAGGACGACUUUGUUCUCUUUGAGUCGUUGGAUGAAAACGCUGCUUUAUUUGCACAUAUUUUAUGCAAUGUUCCAGUUUUACGCGUAAAUUUAAUUAGCAUUUUUGUUUGAAAACAUAGCUACUGACUUAAAUGCAGCAUUUCAACACAUUUCGGUUAAGAUGGAUUAUUGUAAAUGCUAACGUGCUGCAAAUAUUUAGCGAACAGCCCUCUGAUUUAACGCCUAUGCUAAAAUAUAAUAUCAAAUAUGCUAGCAAUCUACUUUUGCCAAAACAUUACGGAAAUCUCCCAAGCAGGGUAAAUUAGCUGCUAAUUUGUAAACUCUUACUCCUAUGUAAUUUCAGGUGCGACGUUGUCAGGCUCUAUUGUGUAAAUCUGAAAUUUAUAUAUUAUUCUGUUUACAUGCGCUUACCUACAUUUGAAUCAAUUUGAAUAUUACAAUAUUUUAUUGAAAUAAACAGACAGCAAGAGGUCUAGUCUAUUCAAGGUUCUGCCUAAAAUGAUACAUUUUUGGUGACUUCGGAAUGAUCAAGGUUUUCAUAUUUUAAUAGCCUGUGGCAAUGUAUUAUGUUUUAUCAGAAAGCGUCCCACGGCAUUUUGGUAGCUUAGGAUGCUCUGUCUUAACAUGCAGUUCUUUGUAAGAAACGCCCUGUCUGGCAGCCUUGAAGAGCUUAUUAAAAUGAAAACCAUCCUGAACAUCGAA
This is a messenger RNA of Danio aesculapii, 5796 nucleotides long. It is a transcript of the gene bin1b, whose product is annotated as bridging integrator 1b. Bases 344 to 1948 code for a protein of 534 amino acids. Gene Ontology annotation, molecular function: tau protein binding; phospholipid binding. Gene Ontology annotation, cellular component: synaptic vesicle; cytoplasm; plasma membrane. The record is from RefSeq and is a predicted model, not a curated record. The transcript has 17 exons. Lineage: Eukaryota; Metazoa; Chordata; Actinopteri; Cypriniformes; Danionidae.